AUGUCUGCCGUGCAGAGCGUGCGGAGGCCGUGCGACGGCGCCGUGCUGUUCCCCGACGCGACGUACCGCUGCUUCGCCGCCGUCACGUGGUCCAUGUUCGCCGGGACGCGCCCCGGUCGCGCGUCCGACCGCCAGCUCCUCCUGCUGGGCCGCCGCGGCCGGCAGAACGUUCUGGCCACCGACGGCACCGGCAACACCAUCAUACAGACGCCCUGGCUCCGCCACCUGUCGCCGGGCCAGUUUGGGCUCGCAGAUUUCGUCCAAGGACACAAUGCACUCAUCGACUACGUGAAGCAAACUUUUGAUGAACAGUUGGCUACCUACUCGGAAGACCACACGCGUCAUUUCCUUGACGUCUGCAUAAAGGAAAUUAAGAAGGACGCCGCAGACCAAGGCUUACCCUUCAACAUUGAGCAGGUGAUCGCCACGGGGACGGACCUGCUACUGCCAUCACUGACGGUGACCACCACCGCUCUGGCAGAAACCGUGCGCUGCCUAGUGCUGCACCCAGAGGUGCAGACCAAGGUGCAUCUCGAGAUUGACAGCGUGGUGGGUAGAGGCCGGCUUCCCACGCUGGAUGACCGCCCAAAUCUACCAUAUUUUGAAGCUACCAUCCGUGAAGCGCUCCGCAGGAAGACCGCUGUGCCUCUCAGUGUUGCCCAUGCAUCUACAACAGAGGCAACUCUCAAUGGGUACACUCUUCCAAAGGGCACAAUUCUGCUGCCAGGUCUCGAAGCUUUCCACAUGAAUCCAGAAGUGUGGGGGGAUCCAGAAAACUUCAGACCUGAGAGAUUCCUUGAUGAAACAGGCAAGCUUUUGCCAGACAGGACACUGCCAUUUGGAGGAGGUCGGCGAGAAUGCUUCGGGAAGACCUAUGCUCGCAACAGUUUGUUUCUUUUCCUUGGGGGAAUGCUGCAGUCCUUUACAUUGCAACAGCCACAGAGUGAAAAGCCGCUCACACUUGAUGGCUUGUACAGCAAGAACUUCACAAAUCAAGUUCAGCAUAUCACAUAUUAUUGCACCAGUGCUAACAUUUUAUUGCACCAGUGCUAA
Molecule: messenger RNA, 1053 nt
Organism: Schistocerca serialis cubense
Lineage: Eukaryota; Metazoa; Arthropoda; Insecta; Orthoptera; Acrididae
Product: probable cytochrome P450 304a1
Exons: 7
Coding region: 1-1053 (350 amino acids)
Molecular function (GO): oxidoreductase activity, acting on paired donors, with incorporation or reduction of molecular oxygen; heme binding; monooxygenase activity
Source: RefSeq, a predicted model, not a curated record